AUCUUGUAGCUCCACGGCUCUCGAACUGAUAAACUGGGUCGACUCUUUUCCGACAACUAUUGAUCACUACUACCAACAAGCAACAUAACGACAAACAGAAUUUUAACGCGAACAUGGCACAGACCGGAGGAGCAGGCGGCUACAACAACCCGUUGAAGAAAUUCAAGUUGGUGUUUCUCGGUGAACAAAGCGUCGGAAAAACAUCUCUAAUAACGCGGUUCAUGUACGACUCCUUCGAUAAUAUGUACCAAGCUACGAUCGGUAUCGACUUUCUGUCUAAGACAAUGUACCUUGAGGAUCGAACGGUACGACUACAAUUAUGGGAUACAGCAGGUCAAGAGCGAUUCAGGAGUCUGAUUCCCUCAUACAUCCGAGAUUCGAGUGUUGCGGUAGUUGUCUACGAUAUUUCCAAUGCGAAGUCAUUCCAAAAUACUAAGAAAUGGAUCGAUGACGUACGCGCGGAACGAGGUAACGAUGUCAUCAUCGUGCUCGUAGGGAACAAGACGGACUUGAACGACAAGCGAGAAGUCACCACAGCGCAAGGUGAAGAGGAAGCCAAGAAGAACAACCUGAUGUUUGUCGAGACGAGUGCCAAGCUUGGCCACAACGUAAAGAAUCUAUUCAGGAGGAUAGCACAGGCUCUUCCCGGUAUGGAGGGUACGGAUGCCGCGGCACAGGCUUCAUCACAGAUGAUCGAUGUAAAGACAAACACACAAACUUCUCAGCAAGAAGGAUGUGCAUGCUAGUAACCUACUCAUAGCAGAAGAGAGGCGCCGGCCUCGCAAGGGAAAAGAGAGGGACAGGCAGAAUAUUUCCGUGCAUAGCGAAUGAAUCAACAAAAGAUGUUGUAUAAUACGAAUCAUCCUACGAAGCAAAGUAACGAGAAGAAGAUUAGCAGAACCAUUACCGGUAUGACGUUUAGUAUAUGUAAUCACCUUUUUCAGGUUUC
Messenger RNA from Daldinia vernicosa, 949 nucleotides. Its product is annotated as ras family-domain-containing protein. The record is from RefSeq and is a predicted model, not a curated record. The coding region runs from base 114 to 746 and encodes 210 amino acids. The transcript is spliced from 6 exons. Gene Ontology annotation, molecular function: GTPase activity; GTP binding. NCBI's taxonomy places the organism in Eukaryota, Fungi, Ascomycota, Sordariomycetes, Xylariales, Hypoxylaceae.